CGGCAGGAACUGUUUCCACACCGGGAGCUCAGCGUGAGUCAUUAUUCGGAUCCAACACGCAGCCAUACGGACUGUCGGGAUGUGACCCCGGAACAGGACGCCUUCUUAGAAACAACACUCCAUUCAAAUAAAACAGGCGAAAAAACGGAUCAGGAUCAGCAGAGAGACCCAGGAGCCGGGGGGAUGAACCGAGAGGAGGCCCCUGGGAAGUCUCCGGAGGAGAUGUACGUGCAGCAGAAGGUGCGCGUGCUACUGAUGCUGAAGAAGAUGGGCUCAAACCUGACGCAGAGUGAGGAGGCGUUUCUGCGGAGCUACGCGGGCGUGGUGCACAGCCAGAUGAGCCAGCUGCCUCAGCACCCCAUCGACCAGGGUGCUGAGGACGUGGUGAUGGCCUUCUCCAGAUCAGAGACUGAGGACCGGAGACAGUGACUGUGACCUCCCACCCCAGCUCCCGGCCUCAUCGUCCUCCCAACUGGGAGAGGCUGCCCAGGACAGGGGAGGGAAGUGAGUGGACAGGCCCUGGAGCUAACAAGCCCCCCCAUCCCCCUGUCCUUUCUUCCAACUUCACUGAACAGACUGCCACAACACUGGGCCUGUUUUUGGGCCUCCUGCUUCUGUGAAAAAGAGCAGGAGACGACAUCGGCAAGAGCGUGUCAUGCCUCUCUCCCUAUCUCUCCCUCUCUCUCUCUCUCUCUCUCCCCCUCUCUCUCUCUCUCUCGCUGUGGCGCUCUCGCUCUUUAACUCCAGGGUGGUGAAUUCUGAACAGAUGGAGAACAUUGUGGAGAGGGUGGAUGAAGGAGCGAAUGGCUGUUGCGUAUGUGAUGGGGAAAACAAUGUCUUUUUCUUUUUGCUCCAUUCAGUUUUUGUUACAUUUCUUUACUUUCUGCGGGGUGAUGCUGCUGUAAAGAGCGUGAAAGAGUGUGAAUUGUGAGCAUUGGUGCGUGUGCGCUGUUUCUUUAUUUUUGGAGCCACUUGUCUUUGUUUACGUUUGCCGCCCGAACACGCGUCGUGUGUUGACGCUGCAGCAGCUGCAGAAAGGGAUGGGCUUGCGGACAAUUCAGGCAGAGGGCCCCCUCAGCCACUCUCCGUGUUACUGCAAAAAGGAACCGUGUCGGCCAUUACGACAUAACACUGAAAAUGAAAGAACUGGUAUGUGCCAGUUUGGUGUUAUUGUAUUCCUGUGUUCAAGAAAAAACAAAAAUGUUUCUAAGGGGAUUGUCUUGGGGGGUCUAAUUUAUUGAUUUAUUGUAUUAUUUCAAACUGUUCUGAAGCGGGAUGUGUUCAUUUAUUGUCGACGAGUAUAAGAAAUGUAAGAAAAAGCAUAAUUAUAUAUCCAGAAUAACAGAAUUGACGAUAUCAUGAAAAUAGCCUUAAACAGUUUUACAAUAGAUAUGCCAUCUUGUAUGUACAGCACACACACACACACACACUCACACACACACACUCUCUCUCUCACUCACACACACACACACACUCUCUCUCACUCACACACACAUACACACACACACACUGCACAGGUGUGUCUCACUGAGCAAUAGUAAUAGUUUGCAAUAGUUUGGCCUCAGAAUCCUCAAAGAUGACUCAGCAUGGUUUAGCUGGUUUAGAGUAGACUAAUCUGGAUCUAAUCUAGCUGGCUUAGUUUCAUUUUAUUUCUAUACUGUAACUGCAAAAAUCUUGAAAGAAGUAUUGCAUUAUGUGUGUGUUUGUGCUGGCAUGGAUGCCUGUGUGGACGUAUGCGUGUGUUGAAUUUUCACUUUUUUGUGAAUACCUGCUUUUGAUAGACAGUGUGUGGUAAUGUUACUUUUUGCUCUGUGUUUAUUGUGUAUUUGUUAUUUUGCUUAAAUUAAUAAUUGUAACUUAAUAUUCUGAAAUCAAGCAUGCCUACCAUGUGGUUUACAGUAUCCAGUAAAAGCCCUUUCUACAAUCAUAUUGUUUGUACAUUUUUGAAACCCAGACAAGCUCUUUUUAACAUGCUUGGUACUUUGUCUUUAUGUUUGAUAGAAUGCAGUCAAUGUGGUCUCGAGACUUAAACUUUUUAUUAUUUUAUCACUUUUAAUUUUUUAUGAAUGUCUACACAGUGGCAGUGUAUUGCAUUUUGCCAACAAACAGCCAUCAUUUUUAGUCUUGUUUUGAAAACUUGUUUUAAAAACAAAAUGAAUUUGUCUAUGCAUUUUUUUUUUUGUGAGGUUUUUAAUAUGACCUACAGUUCUGCUCUGUACUGUACGUGUUUGAUUGUCAGUGUAUUUGGUUACUUUUAUUCAAUCUGCAACCCAUAUUUACAGCAUGCUCUUUUCUGUUACUAGAGCUGCGUACCUUCUUAAUGUGAUGACCUGUUGAUGCAUAGCUAUUGCUUGAGUCUUAAAAUGGAUUUGCUUAGAUCUGUCUUUCUAGUUUAUAUCGAUUGGUUGGUUAUUGUUAUCUGGCUGCUGCCCAACUCUUGAAUAUACCAACUGAACCAUGAAAAUUAAAGGAAUUUAAAGCA
This is a messenger RNA of Conger conger (European conger), 2482 nucleotides long. RefSeq names its product beta-catenin-interacting protein 1. The transcript is spliced from 4 exons. Lineage: Eukaryota; Metazoa; Chordata; Actinopteri; Anguilliformes; Congridae. The record is from RefSeq and is a predicted model, not a curated record. Gene Ontology annotation, molecular function: beta-catenin binding. Gene Ontology annotation, biological process: negative regulation of Wnt signaling pathway. Gene Ontology annotation, cellular component: nucleus; beta-catenin destruction complex; cytosol. Bases 184 to 429 code for a protein of 81 amino acids.